AUGGCAAAAGCACAAAUAAAUACGAAAUCUAGCAACUACGUUAAAGACAGAGACGCUUUCCUUAAGGAUCUAAAGCAAUUUAACGAGAGUAAAAAUUUGCCAACUAAGACACCAAUAGUAAAUGGAAUAGAAAUAGAUCUUUAUUUAUUUUAUAUGUUAGUACAACAACGAGGAGGACUUGGGAAGGUAAAUCAAAAUGAUACUUGGGAAUCAUUUCUGCGACCAUUGAGAUUGCCACAUCCGUGUAUUAAUGGGUCGACACUGCUGAGAAGAAUAUAUGGGUCACAUUUAGAAAAAUAUGAACGCACCAAAGGCCCUCCCGGGCGAGAUGACGACAACGACAUGGAUGAAGACCCUCGUCGAGGUCGUGGCGGUGCCAUACCACGCGUAUCUUAUGGUGGGAGUACGUACAUAUCAGCUUCAGGUGAGCAACUUCGCACUGGGUCCCGGGUCGCGGCGGCAUCAGAACGUCUCGCGCUGUCUCUGCUGUCUCCGAUGCCCAACGAGCAGGACUUCGCCGUCAACGUGUGCACUGUGCUGGCUGCGGACCAUUCAAACAGGCUCCCCUUGAGUACUACGCCGCAUAUAUUGGAUUUUCUGCUGGCUCAUGCAGGAGUGUAUAACCAUUCGAGUCUUCGAGACACAAUCGGCCGCUCGUACUACGAAGCGCGAGGUCUUUACCCUGACGACUUUUGGAGAAUGCGCGCCGGUGGUGGAGGCGCGAAGGAACUUGCCGACGAGACCAAGUUCAUGCAGCCCGGCGUCGAACAACCGGACCUCAUAGUCCAAGCUAGAGCAGCUCAUAAUACCCUCACUGACUGUUUGAUGAAUGACCCCGAAGAAGAAGAAUUGAUAGUGGAAAAGAUCGUCGAUGAUGAUGUACUAGAAGACUGGGUUACAGAACCUUCGGAUGAUCACCAACUGUUCGCUCCAGAGCUCCCUGGUGGUGCUUCCUGCGUGUACACCCAAAGAGUGUUACAGAUAGCUUCUAUAGUACGGUCACUGUCAUUUCACGAAGAGAAUGUCCAGCAUCUCUCUAAGAACACCACUCUGAUCAGAUUUUUACUGUUGUGUGCAAACAGUUGGGUCGGCACAUUGCGACAGUCAGGGUUAGACACACUUGGUAACGUGUCCACGGAGCUAAUCAUUAAGGACCCAGCUACGUGCUUGAUAUCUCGUCACAUACUGUCGACUAUCCAAUCGUCGUUAGUGUCCCAGGACCGAGCGCGGGUGCUUGCCGCGCUCGAGCUACUCAACAAACUUGCUCAAAAUGAAACCAACGAAGAUGCUCUGCUCAAAUCAUUGGAAGCUAAGGUGUACCACGAUGUAUGCGCUCUGCUGACCCUGCGCGACAUAAUGGUGCUGGUGUGCACGCUGGAGUGCGUGUACGCGCUCACGUCGCUGGGCGACCGCGCCAGCGAGGCCGUGGCGAGGGUGCCCGGCCUUAUACAUACUCUCGUCUCAUUGGUCACUGUUGAGGCCCAAAGCUACGGUCCUCGCGCGUGUAUCCUGAUGCGCGUGGUGGAGACUGUGAGCGGGCCCAGCGCCGUCGCUGCUCAUGCCGACCGAGAUGCGCAAGAGCGUAGCCAACCACACCCGCCACAGAGCCAGACGACACCGGUGAAACAAGCGCCCGAGGUGACCCAAGGGCCUGCCACUACCACUACAACAGCGACACCGGCCGUCUCUUCCUUAGCACCUGUCUCUUCUAUACAACAGUCACAUAUUCAACAAAGAACUGUACAAGAAAACGAACACUUUGCCCAAGUAUGGCUACGAUCAGCGUACGAAGUGCUUCCGGCAAACGACAACAGCGCGUGCGAGGCGAGCGAGGUGUACCGCCAGUACGUGGCGUGCUGCAGCAAGCUCUCGCGCAAGGGCGUCAUCGCGCCCGCGCACUUCCCGCGACUCGUCAGGACGGUAUUCGGAGGCACAGUGGGGCCUAAUACGUUGAACCUGGCAAAUGGAGAGUCACAACAGGUGUAUAUUGGUAUCAGGGCGAGAAAUGCUCAGAACAGAACUGCUCCUGCGGUUGGCCCUUCUUCACCGAUAUUGAAAGCGCAGCUGACAAAUAAACCACCAGCAUCAGAAGCUAAGCCCGUCGUCACCCAGCAGCCUCAAGUUCAGCAGCCACAACAACAGCCAACAACAACGCACCCGCAUUUAUCCCAAGCGCUGGAGUCGAGUCCGUCGAACACUACGUUAAUUAAACACUUGUUAGCACAUAAAGUAAGCCCCGCACUACAACAAACGCAAGUUGCACAAAGGCAGCAAAGUCAACAGAGAGUUCCAGCUACUCCGAGUACUGUAGUAAUACAACAACCUAAUCAGGUGCAGUCUAUGGAUGUUGAUCCGGAAGCUCUGAUUAAGUGUACAACAAUAACACCCGGCGGUGUAGCCAGUAGCAGUCCAGCUGCGCCGCAAGAAAAGGUUAAUGUCAUCACUUCCGAAGACAUGAUAGUGCCCAAAGAAGAACCAGUACAGAUACAAAUAGAUGAGCAAGCACAAUUUACUAUCAAAACAGCUCAAAAUAAAAUGUUAGCAGACUUACUUAAGAAGAACUCGAACCCUCCACUGCAAGUGGUACAGAUGGGACCUCAAAUCAAUGCUCCUACAAUUCAAAUAACUGAAACAGGUCAAAUCGUACAAGUCAAAUCUGACCCUACUCCAGUCAUUCAAUUCAAUGCAGACGCCGGCAUAGUCGCCCAAGGUAACCAAUAUUUCCAAAUCAAGAACGAACAAGGCCAACUAAUUCAAAUAAAAAAUGAACAAGGUCAAAUCAUUCACUUAAAGAGUGAUCAACUGGCGCCACCUAUGCUUCAGUUUAAAAAUGAACAAGGACAGAUAGUGCAGGUGAAAAAUGAAAAGGAGAUAGCUGAGACUGUAGUCAUUGAUCAUUCUUACACGGAGCCUCCGGCUAAGAAGAUCAAAGUUGAAGAAAAAAAAGAGAGCGUCCCGCCCCAAGAAAGCGUAUCGAAAACAGCUGCUAACUUAUAUGCGGCACUCGCCGCCUCAGCUUUGGAAGACGAGGACGAUUUGAUGCCGCCGAAGCAAGAACCAGUUGACAUUAUGCAGUCCUCUAUGCUGGUGGCGGCGACGGGAGACAACGCAUCAUUCAUACAAGAACCUAUUCUACAAGUACAGCAACCAGCUAUGUCAGUUCAACAACCGUCUUUGCAAGUACAACAACCAACACUGCAAGUGCAACAGCCCACUUUACAAGUGCAAGGGAACACGAUACAGGUGCAGCAGCCGACGCUGCAAGUGCAACAACCAAUGCUGCAAGUGCAACCUAUGGACGUCCAAAAUCUAAUAGCAUCGCAAUCAGGACAAAUUAUUUUGCAAGAGAAAACAAUUGGCUCUCAACAAACCACGCAAUUCGUCCAACAGCCCAUGCAGAUUAUCGCGACGCCUAGCACUUCCCAAGGUGGAUUGAGCUACUUAGCGCAGAACAUACCUGGCGGCAUGAUGCAGAAAACUAUAAUAAUUGUCCAAGGCCCUACUGGUGGUGGACCUCUGACUCUCACGGUGAACAACCCAGGAGGUUUGGACGACGCGACCCUAAACAGUCUUAUCACCCAGGCUACAGAGGCGAUAACCCAACAGCAAAUUAUACAGAACACCCCCCAAAUAACUCCAAGCCAGCAACCUAUAAUAACAACACAGCCGCAACCCCAUAAGGCUCAGCUGGUCAACCCACAGCCAUCGCAACAGAUCGUGGUCGCAACACAGAAGCAGCCACCAGCGCUUAUAAGCACCACAAUGACAUCAUCAACUAAUCAGAUAGUGACCACCAACCCACAAUUAAUUCAAGGCAACCAACAACUAUUACAAGGGAAUCAGCAGAUAAUUACAGUUUCGAAUAAUCAACCGGUAAUAGUGAAUGCGCCGAUGAAGUCCAACGUGCACAGGGUUGUACAGAACGUACAGCAACCACAAAGGAGUCCAGUCGUUACUAAUGUUCAGACAACCAACCCUGUGUCCGUUGUGCAGACAGAAGGGAAGACUAGUGUUAUACAGUCUAGUGCGAAAAUCUCGCAACAGCCGGUGAUGAGGCAAGUCAUUACUCGGCAGCCCGUCAUGGUCGGAAACACUAAGAUCGGUGAUAAAGAACUCGUCGUUUCACAAACUGUAACUGAGCCACCAAAGCCACCGACACCUAAACCUGCAGCAACACCUCCGCCCGCGCCAGCCCCGCAACCAGCUCAACAAACCACGCCUCCUUUAGAUGAAACACCUUGGAUUUGUCACUGGAGAGGAUGUGGGAAAUCAUUCGUGAGUUCGACGGACGUGUUCACGCACGCGGCGCGCACGCACUGCCCGCCCACGUCCGGCGGCGAGGCGCCCUGCAUGUGGCUCGACUGCGACCGGGUGCCGCGCAAGACCUUCGCGCUGCUCAACCACCUCACCGACAAGCAUUGUACACCGCAUGCGUUGAAAGCGAUCUACAACUCUCGUCGUUUGGCGGCGAGUGAGGCUGAGAGUAAGCCGGUGUCGCUGGGCUACCCGCCCAACGCUGCGCUGGCCGCUCUCAACAAACACGCCGCCGACAUGUUCAACCCCAGGGAACUCAUGCACAGGGCCGAACUCAGUCGCACACCGGAGAUACUGGAUGAGAACGAGGGUCCAGUUACAAAGAGUAUCCGAUUGACAGCUGCACUCAUAUUGAGGAAUAUUGUCAUUUAUUCUAACACUGGACGAAGGCAACUGCGUUCCUACGAGGCAAAUCUCGCUACAAUCGCGUUGAGUAGUGUCGAAGCUUCUAGAACGAUCGCACAAGUUCUGUACGACAUGAAUAAUAUCUGA
Messenger RNA from Arctia plantaginis, 4806 nucleotides. NCBI's taxonomy places the organism in Eukaryota, Metazoa, Arthropoda, Insecta, Lepidoptera, Erebidae. The record is from the annotation of a GenBank genome assembly.